Cuscuta epithymum is the source of this 1939-nucleotide messenger RNA. The record is from the annotation of a GenBank genome assembly. NCBI's taxonomy places the organism in Eukaryota, Viridiplantae, Streptophyta, Magnoliopsida, Solanales, Convolvulaceae.
CGGAGUCAAUAUAGUAUAUCUCCGUGUGAGUUUAGUUAAGUCUUACAAAAAAACCAUGCCUAUGCAAAAAAACAUUGCGCACCCUCCUAUGAUUUUUUUUAGCCUGAAUUUUGUCUGUAUCAUCCAUCAUCUAAAUGGGUCUCGGUUGUUUUCUUUCCCGCCUACCUAAAAGCUUCCCGAGCUCCCGAAUUCAUCCGAUGAAUCCCUUUCCCAGUCUCCAUAACGGUGACCAGCGUCUACUUGGGGCACAAUCCAACCGCACUAUUCACACAUUUGACCAGUCCAUCCAUGAACAAUCACUCAACCAAAUUCCAGAUUCUAAAAUUACCAAAACCAUUGAUGAAACGGAAAUGAUCUGCAAGCUAGCACUGAACCACCGCACAUCGCAGACAGAGUUUUACUGUAACCUGAACUCUGCCUCCGUGGUUCCAUCUCCGGCAUUGGUCACUGAUGUUCUCAAAAAGCUCAGCAACUCCGGCGUUCUUGCGUUUUGGUUCUUCCGGUGGGCCGAGAAGAAGACCGGGUUCCAGCAUACCGCCGAGAGCUACAACUCUUUGAUUGAAGCUCUGGGUAAGAUCAAACAGUUCGCGCUGUUAUGGAGAUUGGUUGAUGAAAUGAAGAAGAAAAGGCUGGUAUCAAAAGACACAUUUGCCCUAAUAUCCAGGAGAUACGCGAGGGCUAGGCGGGUGAAGGACGCGAUAAACGCGUUCGAGAAGAUGGAGAUGUAUGGGAUGAAGGCUGAACUACAGGACUUCAACAGAUUGUUAGACACUCUGUGCAAAUCUAGGGCUGUCGGGACUGCACACCAGGUGUUCGACGAAUGGAAGCACAAAAGGUUCAAACCAGAUGUGAAAACCUACACCAUACUCCUAGAAGGGUUCGGUGAAGAAAGGAACAUGCUGAUGCUGAAUGAAGUGUACCGUGAAAUGUGUGAUGCUGGCUUUGAGCCAGAUGCUGUGAGCUAUGGGAUCAUCAUCCAUGCUCACUGCAAGGGUAGGGAGUACAAUAAGGCUGUCGAGAUGUUUCAUGAAAUGCAAAGGAGGAAUGUCGAACCAACGCCUCAUAUUUAUUGCACCCUGAUCAAUGGGCUGGGAUCAGCAAAUAUGUUAACAGAAGCUCUCAAUUUUUUUGACAUAUACAAAAGUAGUGGCUGUGUGCUUGAGUUGGCUACAUUGAAUGCUGUGGUUGGAGCUUAUUGUCAUUCCUCCCGAAUGGAUGAUGCAUAUCGGACAAUUGAUGAGAUGAGAAGAAGUGGGAUCGGUCCAAAUGCUCGAACGUAUGAUAUAAUUCUUCGUCAUCUCAUAAAGGCACAAAGAACCGAAGACGCUUACUCAGUUUUCCAGAAAAUGGAAAAGGAUCUUGUUUGUGAGCCGACUGUGAGUACGUACGAGGCUAUAGUGAGGAUGUUCUGUUCUAAGGAUCGCGUAGAUAUGGCUUUGAGAACGUGGGAUAAGAUGAAGGGUAGAGGGGUGCUUCCAACAAUGCAUAUGUUCUCAACGCUAAUCAACAGCCUUUGCCAGGAGAAUAAGUUGCAGUGUGCCUGCAAAUACUUACAAGAAAUGGUUGAUUUGGGGAUUAGGCCUCCAAGGGCGUUGUUCAGUAAUCUGAAACACGCUCUCCUGGAAGACGGACAAAAAGAUACAGUUAUUGCACUGGCUGAGAAAAUAGAGACACUGAGGAAAACUCCUAUGGUCGGAUAAAUAGCUACUCUUUUCUUUUAAGUUAUUAAAUUAAAUUCAGAAGAAAUUAUACUUCGUAUUUAAUAGGAACAGCACAAGAGUGUUAUUCUUUCGGUCUGGGAUUUCUGAGGCUCUAGUCUGGAAUGGCCGGUCUUAGGACCAACUUAGAAUGAAAUUAGACAAAAACAAAGCAGACUAUUUCGUAUUGUACUAUACCAAACUAGUCCAUGAAAACGAUGAGGAUAUAAUGGUGAUUUGUA